This is a messenger RNA of Odontomachus brunneus, 1691 nucleotides long. RefSeq names its product multiple inositol polyphosphate phosphatase 1-like. The transcript has 9 exons. NCBI's taxonomy places the organism in Eukaryota, Metazoa, Arthropoda, Insecta, Hymenoptera, Formicidae. Gene Ontology annotation, molecular function: inositol phosphate phosphatase activity; acid phosphatase activity. The record is from RefSeq and is a predicted model, not a curated record. Bases 197 to 1531 code for a protein of 444 amino acids.
CGUCCCUUUACUCAACCGUUGUACAACAGUUGUGUCUUCUGAACGCACCUAUUGCUGCAAGCUUUUGACAUUUUAAUAUUGACAAUGAUAAUUUUUUUCGAUUUCUGUAUACAGUAUAUAUCUCAUGCAGUAGAAGAUAUACAUAUAUAAAAUUGUUGUAAACUUUGUGAUGUGAUUGCAGUAUUAUAAAAACAACAUGCUUGAGAAACUAGUUGCGAUAAUUAUUAUACUGUGUAUAAUAACUACAAAUAUUUCUUUUACUUCUAAUUCUUCUAUCAAAGAUGAUAGUUACAAAUGUCAGCUAGGAUCUAAAACUCCAUAUAGAUGUGUAGCUAAUUAUAAUGACACAUCAAUAAAAUACUCAGGCUGUGUAGAGAAAAAAAUUUGGUUGAUUCUACGGCAUGGGACUCGGUAUCCAGGCAAAAAGUAUAUACCUCGUAUGUUAGAUGAAUUACCAAAACUGCAAUAUUUAAUAUUAAAAAAUUAUGAAGAAGGUAGAACAAGAUUAUCGGCUGAUGACAUAGCUUUACUUAAGAAGUGGAGACCACUGUUGACUCCAAAUGAUACAAUGAAAUUAGCACCAGAGGGAGAAAAUGAAAUGGUUGAUCUUGGAGAGAGGUAUCAAGCAAGAUUUCCUUCUUUGAUGCCAGAAAUCUAUAGUAAUCAGACCUACAAAUUUAGGUACACCUCAACUCAACGCACAGAAGAGAGUGCAAGACACUUUGCUGCUGGAUUAUUUGGUUGGCGAAAUAGUCAAUGUGUUUGGUAUCCAGAACCAAUAUAUAAAGACCCAAUUAUAAGGUUUUACAAAGCUUGUCCUCGCUGGCAUCAGGAAGUUGAUAAGAAUCCAAAAGCAAGAGCAGAAAAGAAAAAAUUUCUGGAAAGCAAGUUUGUUACUGAUAUGUUGGAUAAUAUUAAAAAUUAUAUUGGCCAUAGUGUUAAUUAUGAGACUGCACUUUUAAUGCACACCAUGUGUGCCUUUGAGACUGCUUGGGACCAAAGUAUAGUGUCUCCUUGGUGCAAGAUGUUUUCCUUAAAUGAUUUUAAGGUCUUUGAAUUUGCAGAAGAUUUAGAAUUCUAUUGGAUCGAUGGAUAUGGAUAUCAGCUAACGUAUGAACAAGCAUGUCCUGUCUUAAAAGACAUGUUUGACUUUCUUUCGUCUAAGGAAAGUCCAACAACAACGGUUUAUUUUACUCAUUCUGGAGCCAUUCUAAAAUUCCUAGCUUUAAUCGGAGUAGCUAAAGACACACAUCCUUUAAUGCAUGAUUCUUUUACUUUACACGGGGAAGAUGAAAGAGCAUGGAAAAGUAGUAUUAUUGAUGCGUUUGCAUCUAAUAUCGCAUUCGUUUUAUAUGAUUGCGUAUCCCAGGGUCCUAGUGUUCUAUUUAUGUUUCAAGAACAGCCACUAUAUUUACCAAGCUGCCCUAGUGACAAGCCAUGUCCAAUAUCUAUUAUGAAGGAUAUAUAUCCAGAUAGCGACGAAGAAUGCCUCUUUGAUGUUAUGUGCCAUACGUCAACGCAAGACAAUUAGGAACGCUUUUAUAGUAAAUUUUGUUGUAGUGCUUUAACAUUUGCUAGAUUCAAGAACUUUAGACAUUUUUAAUAUAAUACAUUUUAUAUGAAGAAAUAAUAUAUUAAAUUGUGAUAUUUAUAAUAUACAACAAAUUCGUACAUAAAAAAUAUGUAAUAUA